AUGUCUCGCGGUGCUUCGGCAGGGUUCGAUAGACAUAUUACGAUCUUUUCGCCUGAAGGACGCCUAUAUCAAGUUGAAUAUGCGUUCAAAGCGAUCAACUCGACGAAUCUGACUGUCGUUGCGGUGAAGGGAAAAGACAGUGCAUGUGUGGUGUGUCAGAAAAAGGUGCCGGAUAAGUUGAUUGACCCGACCACCGUCACUAGUCUCUAUCGCAUCACAGAGAGGAUAGGCGCGGCAAUGGUUGGAAUGGAAGGUACUAUUGAUGAAGCUUUUCAGUUUUAGGG
Soboliphyme baturini is the source of this 284-nucleotide messenger RNA. NCBI's taxonomy places the organism in Eukaryota, Metazoa, Nematoda, Enoplea, Dioctophymatida, Soboliphymatidae. The record is from the annotation of a GenBank genome assembly.